Pangasianodon hypophthalmus (striped catfish) is the source of this 3551-nucleotide messenger RNA. Its product is annotated as sodium/hydrogen exchanger 3. The record is from RefSeq and is a predicted model, not a curated record. The coding region runs from base 254 to 2758 and encodes 834 amino acids. Gene Ontology annotation, molecular function: sodium:proton antiporter activity. The transcript has 16 exons. Gene Ontology annotation, biological process: sodium ion transport; proton transmembrane transport; regulation of pH. NCBI's taxonomy places the organism in Eukaryota, Metazoa, Chordata, Actinopteri, Siluriformes, Pangasiidae. Gene Ontology annotation, cellular component: brush border membrane; apical plasma membrane.
AGAGUGGAUUUCUCAAGAACUCUACCCUUAGGCUUUUGCACCAGUACUGAGCAGGGAUGAAAGAAGUGUAGAAGUGUGUGUGUGUGAGAGAGAGAGAGAGAGAGAGAGAGAGAAAGAAAGAAAGAGAGACAGGACAACGAAGCAGGAGUGUGACAAAAGGCUACUUUCAUGGGCACUUCUAGCCACUGAAUAACUGUGCUGCAAGUGUAGAGAAGGCAAAAAGGACCUGAGACGGUGUUGUGUGCUCGACACAAUGCUUCGCUCUACCCAGCUCUUUUGUUUGCUGGGGGUUGCAUUUCUGAUACAUGCAACUACGCCUGUGGCUGAAAGACAGACUGGAGAGGUGACGCAUAACCAUGCAGAGACAAACUUAACAAAUCUUCCUGUAGUGACAUUGAGAUGGGAUCAUGUGGAGACUCCUUACCUGGUAGUACUGUGGAUACUUGUUGCCGGAGUGGCAAAGGUCUCUGUGAUACAAAUGAAUACCUGGCUCAAAAGCUUUUUUCCCGAGAGUGGACUCCUGAUCAUCUGUGGUUUUAUUCUGGGUGGUAUCGUCUGGGGUGCUGACAAGGUACAGACAUUCUCACUCAGCCCAAGAAACUUCUUCUACUUCUUACUGCCACAGAUCAUCCUGGACACGGGCUACUUCAUGCCCAACAAGCUUUUCUUCAGCAACCUGGGUGCCAUCUUGGUUCAUGCUGUUAUUGGGACAGUCUGGAAUGCAGCUGCAGUGGGGGUCAGUCUGUGGGCCUGCUAUCUAGGAGGAGCUAUGGGUGAACUCGACAUCGGACUGUUACAGUUUCUGCUAUUCGGCAGCCUGCUUGCUGCUGUAGAUCCAGUGGCUGUGAUUGCUGUGUUUGAGGAGGUGCAUGUAAAUGAAGUGCUGUUCAUCUGGGUGUUUGGAGAGUCGCUGCUCAAUGACGGAGUCACAGUGGUGCUGUACAAUGUUUUUGAUGCCUUUGUGUCACUGGGAGGGGCAAAGAUUAAUGCUGGUGAAAUCAUCAAAGGCAUAGUCUCAUUUUUUGUAGUGGCAUUUGGAGGUUCAUUAGUUGGCGUUGCGUUUGCCAUCAUCAUCUCACUGUUGACCAAGUUUACGGGGAAAGUUCAGAUCAUUGAGGCUGGUUUCAUCUUCGUGCUUGGCUAUCUGUCUUACCUCACAGCCGAGAUGCUUUCACUCUCUUCCAUCCUUUCAAUCACUUUCUUCGGUGUUUGUUGCCAGAAAUAUGUGAAUGCUAACAUGGAUGAAAAGUCUGUUACUACAGUGCGGUACGCUAUGAAAGUAUUUGCAAUUGGCUCAGAGACCAUGAUCUUUGUCUUCUUGGGUGUCACCGCCAUCGAUAAUGUCAUCUGGGUGUGGAAUACUGGCUUUAUUCUCCUUACACUGCUCUUCGCUCUAGUCUACAGAUUUAUUGGUGUCUUCGCCUUGACCUGGAUUCUAAACCAGUCUAGACUGGUUCCCAUAGAGACCAUUGAUCAGAUAGUGAUGAGUUAUGGUGGAUUGCGUGGGGCCGUGGCAUAUGGGUUGUCAGCUUCAUUAGAUGAGACCAGGAUUAAAGAGAAGAACUUAAUUAUCAGCACAACACUCAUUGUGGUGUACUUCACCGUCAUCCUUCAGGGUCUCACUAUGAAGCCUCUUGUCAAAUGGCUAAAAGUUAAGAGGGUGGCUCCAUCUGACCUGAAACUUAUUGAGAAAGUGAACAACAGGGCAUGUGAGCAUAUUCUGGCAGCAAUGGAGGACAUUUCUGGACGCAUAGGAGAUAACUGGUGGACCAGAGGAUGGAAGCGGUUUGAGGAGACGUACAUCACCUGGUUUUUGAUGAAGGCAGAAGCCAGGAAAAACAACGACUACCUUUUCAGCAUCUUCCACAAACUUAAUCUGGAGGACGCUGUUAAUUAUGUUACCGAGGGAGAAAAACGAGGAUCUCUGGCUUUCCUGCACAACAAUGAAGGCACUAAUGUUAAUUUUGAGAAAAAAUUUGGUUUGGAGUUUUCUGGAGUGAUGCCUGACAUCACAUCUGAGUUAGACUAUGGCACUGACAACGUGCCAGUGACCUCCAUCAUACGGGACAACAUUCCCUCUGUGUCUCUGAACAUUCAUGAGCAAGACACAAAAGCCAUCAAUGAGGACAUCAAUGCUCACCACUUACUGCAGCAACAUCUGUACAGGAGCAGGAAAAAUCACCGCCACAGGUACAGCCGUAGUGACUUCACCAUCAACCAGAAUGAAGAUGAGGUACAGGAGAUCUUCCAGAGAACCAUGAGAAGUCGCCUGGAAUCGUUCAAAUCUGCCAAGAUGGGAGUGACUCCUGCCAAGAAAAUCACAAAGCAUCCCAAGAAAGAGCCAAACCAGAAAAUGUCUAAUUGGAAGGGUCAAGAAAACGCAGCCUAUCCAUAUGGAGAUGAAGAUUUCGAGUUCUCAGAAGUAGACAGUACGUCCAGUGGUGAUGGAAGGGCUGCAGGUGGCACUUCCCCCUCGAGAUACACAACUGGAGGCAUAGAAAACCCAGCAUUCAUGCCAGAGAUGGAUGCUCCUCCUCCUCCAUGGUUAACAGAGGCUGAGAACGACACGAGCGUGGCACCUUCUCAAAGGGCGCAGCGCCGCCUGCCGUGGAGUCCCAACAACCUGCGCCGCCUGGCACCUCUGAGGAUCAGUAACCGCUCGACAGACUCCUUUCUGAUGGCGGAUGCUCCUUCCACGGAGGAAUCAUUCGAGGAACCAUUUGAGGAACCACCUAAAAAGGAUGGCACACAUCUGUAGCCUUCAUAUUACUAUUUAACAUUAGCUUGCCACAUCGUUGGAUCAGGAUUUGCCUGAUGGCUAUGAAGUAUGCGUAUGAAUAUGAGUACAAUUAGCAUACAAUUUAGAGGUUAGUGUUUCUGUUAUAUUUAAUUGCUUGUACUUGCUUAUCUCCAUCUGGUGAAGACAUUCAUAUUAGCGGUUCCAGUGGUUACUUUUCACUCGAGUACUUUUUUCUUGGACGGUGGAAAGUUACAGGAAUGUUCCAGUAUCCAGUCCUGCAGUUGAUAAAUUAUGUUGGAAAUGUCGUUUUGAGUGUAAUAUUCAUAGUAUCCGUUCCAUAACUAGAUAUGUGGUUUACUCCCAACAGCGUAUAGGGAGGAAAAAAAGAACAAUACUUUUAUAGUAAUGUUGAAUGGAUUAACGUCAACAUAUAUUUUGCGUAAAAGCACUUGUACUUGAGGAAGUUAUUAUAUACUUGAUCUUUCUUUCUUUCACCAAUAGGUGAUCGAUAAAUUAUUCUGAAUUUCCCGACCAACAUUCUAUGAUCUUGUUCUGCUCGUGUACUGAUUCAGCUUCUGAGCUUGGUGUUAUUUGUUAUUUGCUCAGUGCAUAUAGCAAGCCUGAAAUCCUCUGUGAACUCUCUCCAUACUGAAACUUGUAAAAUAAAGUGGAUGGUUAUUUAUUUAUCAAGUAAGUAAUUUAAUUCUUUAUGUCUAAAUAUAACCCUCUAUCUAUGCUAAUGUAAUAAGAAUUUGAAUUUCUAUAUGCUGCCUAAAUCUUCCGAAAAUAAUAAAAUGUGAUCUUUUCCAGA